Molecule: messenger RNA, 904 nt
Organism: Frankliniella occidentalis (western flower thrips)
Lineage: Eukaryota; Metazoa; Arthropoda; Insecta; Thysanoptera; Thripidae
Product: AP-2 complex subunit alpha-like
Exons: 3
Coding region: 10-426 (138 amino acids)
Biological process (GO): intracellular protein transport; vesicle-mediated transport
Cellular component (GO): membrane coat; clathrin adaptor complex
Source: RefSeq, a predicted model, not a curated record
UCUCCUAGUAUGAACAUAUCUUUCAUUUACAAUAAUGUUCCUCAGAAGAUCAAUGUGAAGCUUCCUCUUACUAUAAACAAGUUCUUUGAGCCUACAGAAAUGAAUGGAGAAUCAUUCUUUGCUCGGUGGAAAAAUCUUGGAGGUGAGAAGCAGCGCGCUCAGAAGAUAUUCAAAGCUUCACCACCCAUGGAUUUGGCAGCUGCCAGAACCAAAGUGAUGGGCUUCGGCAUGCAGUUGCUGGAUGGAAUAGACCCUAAUCCAGACAAUUUUGUCUGUGCUGGAAUUAUUCACGCAAGAUCGUCUCAAAUUGGUUGCCUUUUACGUCUUGAACCUAACAAGCAGGCUCAGAUGUAUCGUCUUACAGUACGGUCGAGCAAGGAAACAGUUUCCCAAGAAAUAUGUGACUUGUUAGCAGACCAGUUUUAGUGAAUUGAUUCAAUGUUGUGUUUCACUUUAAAUAGUCUUCACACAGAUCAUUCAAAACAAAAGUUAAGAUUAGUAUGUUGUCAUUGUUUCAUUUGUGCCAGUUUAUCUACAAAAUUUCUAAUUUUGCUUAGUCAUAAACUUCAAGUUUUGUGGUUGUACAGGCUGGCACAUCAUUUACAGCAAGGUAAACAACACUGAUCUUGAAAUUGGAUCCAUUUAGCUCCAAGGUGAAUGAUUUUCACAUGUAUGAUAUUACUCAUUAGUUCAUAAAUACACACAUUCAUACUGUAUGAAUUUUGUGUCUGUAUGUUGUUAUUGUUAAAGUUGUGGUGAAUUUUAAACAACCUGUACUGCAGAAUCAUCAUAAUCCCGAGUGUUACCUUUAUACUUAUUUUCUCUUUUUAAUUAAUAUUUUUUCAUUGAAUUCACUGUAUUUCUGUAACUGAGCUUUUAUGUGCGAGGUUUCUGUACAAGUCUU